Messenger RNA from Candida albicans SC5314, 2010 nucleotides. RefSeq lists its product as uncharacterized. Gene Ontology annotation, molecular function: clathrin-cargo adaptor activity. The transcript has a single exon. Lineage: Eukaryota; Fungi; Ascomycota; Pichiomycetes; Serinales; Debaryomycetaceae. Gene Ontology annotation, cellular component: cytoplasmic vesicle; AP-2 adaptor complex. The coding region runs from base 1 to 2010 and encodes 669 amino acids. The record is from RefSeq and is a predicted model, not a curated record. Gene Ontology annotation, biological process: clathrin-dependent endocytosis.
AUGAUCUCUGCUAUUUAUAUAAUAUAUUUAGCAGAGAAACAAGAAUCGAACGAGUUUUCUCAAAUUGAGUUGUUAGUUAACCGGAGAUACCACCAGACACUACCGCACGAUGAAAUUAUUCUUCAAAAUUUCCAUAAUUUAAUGACGAAUUUACCAUCAUCUGAACAAGUCCCCGUGCUAUAUUAUGACAAUCUAUCCUACAUUUAUAUGCGAUGUUCAAAUGGCAUUAUAUCAUUAGCAGUUUCAAAUAGAAACAUUGAUGUUAUGCUGGCCGUUAUGUUCUUAAACCAGUUCCACUUAAUCUUAGUGCAUUAUUUAUGUAAUUCCAAAUUGAAUAUCGGUAACAAGUCAGCACCUAAAUCGCUAGAUAGAGAUACUAUCAUUGAUAAUAUUACAUUGAUUCUAGAAUUAUUAGACGAAUGUUUAGAUUAUGGAUUAUUGCAAAUAACAGAUUACAAGUUAUUAGAAGAAUAUAUCAAAGUAUUGCCCAAUAUCCCUAAAAUUGAUGGUUUGACAGAUAAGUACGAUACAUCUGAUAGUGACGACUCUAGUGAUGAAGACGAACCAAAGAAGGAGACCAAGAAAUCAAAAUCUAAAACGAAGAUUGGCAAGAAUAAGAAGGGAUCAAAGAAGGAGAUAAAAUCUACUCACAAUCAAGCAAUAAAAACAGAUGUAAUUGAAAAUGAACAAACAAAUAUGAUCAACAGCUCGAUAUUACGUACUUAUUCACUGGCAAUAAAUUGGAGACCUAAAGGUAUAUUUUAUGCAAAGAAUGAAAUUUUUAUUGAUAUCAUUGAAGAUUGCGAGUUUGUCUACGAUUUGGGAACUGGAGUUAUCAAAUGUAAUGAAAUAUAUGGUACCUGUGUCGUGAAAUCUUAUUUGUCAGGUAUGCCAGUUUGUCGACUUGGGUUUAACGAAAGGAACUUAUCACGAAUCGAAGAUGAUCAAGAAGAGGAGUCUUUGGGGAUACCUGAGAAUCAAUUGAAUUUAUUGAAAGAGGAUCAAAACGAAGACGACGAUGAAGAGGAAGGUGAAGGGGAUCAAGAGACAAAUGGCGAGGAAACUGAAAUACUAGAGCACAUACCAGAAUUCCCAGCAUCAGAAGCACUAACAGAUAAAAAACAAAAACAUAAAAUCCCUAUACGAAACAUUCAGUUUCAUCAGUGUAUUGAAUUGUCGAAAAUUUAUAAAGAAAAUAUCGUUACAUUUAUCCCACCAGAUGACAAGUUUGUGUUGAUGACGUAUAAUGUUGAGCAACAAAAGCAAAAGAAAAAGGCUCCACUAAUAAUGAUCAAGCCACAAUUCCGAGCCAUUAAGGAAACCGGGAAAUUGCAAAUUAUGUGCACUAUAAACACGAAUUUCCACAGAAGAAGACACUGUAAAAACUUGAUUAUUCGAAUUCCAAUAAACCCCCAUUAUUUUGAUUUGGAUGCAAAUGAUAAUGACUUAAAGUAUAAGGCAGAAUUAGGGGAAGUCUCGUUCAAAAUUGAUUCAUUUGAGUUGAUUUGGAAAAUUGACAGUAUUGAUGGGAAAAAAAUGGUGAGAAUGAUGACUGAACUAGCUUUAGUAAAUACAGAGGAAGUCAGUGAACAACGGAUACUGGAUUACCUAUCACGCAGAGCUACUGCAUCAUCUGUGGUAGGAACUGAUGAACAAAAUUCAACAGACACAGCCGAAGAUACCAGAGAGGAGUUGGACAAAUUUUAUGGAGUAAAUGGCAAGACCACCUCACUGACACAAAAAAUGUCUUUAAAAUUUAAAAGCAGUGUUUUCAAUGAUGAUAUCAAAGUACAUUUCAAAUUGCCAAUGGUGACAUAUUCGGGAUUGAAAUUGAGCUAUCUCAGUGUGGAAGAAGAACAAAUGAAGUAUCCUUGUUUCCCAUGGGUAAGAUACUUAACAAAAUCAAUAGAUCACUAUGAGCCAAGUAUUGCCCUUGAGAAUCAAAAGUUCAGUGGUAGAUGUUGUGAUUAUAGAUUCAAACUAAGUCUGAAUUGCUUUGUAGUAGCAUAG